Molecule: messenger RNA, 1341 nt
Organism: Asparagus officinalis (garden asparagus)
Lineage: Eukaryota; Viridiplantae; Streptophyta; Magnoliopsida; Asparagales; Asparagaceae
Product: protein DETOXIFICATION 41
Exons: 6
Coding region: 1-1341 (446 amino acids)
Biological process (GO): xenobiotic detoxification by transmembrane export across the plasma membrane
Cellular component (GO): vacuolar membrane
Molecular function (GO): antiporter activity; xenobiotic transmembrane transporter activity
Source: RefSeq, a predicted model, not a curated record
AUGAGAAGAACAGCGGGUGAUGAUGCAACUUCAGCAGACCCAUUGUUAGAUCUCAAUACCAAUCCUCGCACUCCGGAGGAACUUCUAGAAUGCGAGCCGGUGCCAUUUAGAGUUUUUGCUAGGCUAACGGUGUGGGAGUCUAAGAAUCUGUGGAAGCUCUCAUGGGCUUCCAUUGUGAUCACCAUGUUCAACUUCAUGCUCAGUUUAGUCACUCAGAUGUUCAUGGGGCAUCUCGGUGCUCUUGAUCUCGCUGGCGCGUCGAUCUCCAAUAUUGGUAUCCAAGGCCUCGCUUAUGGCAUUAUGCUAGGAAUGGCUAGCGCACUGCAAACAGUCUGCGGCCAAGCCUACGGCGCCAAGAAAUACUCCGAAAUGGGCAUCUUUUGCCAGAGAGCUCUCAUCCUACAGUUCAUCUCAGCCCUCACCCUCUCUGCGCUGUACUGGUACUCCGGGCCCUUUCUUCAGCUCAUCGGCCAAUCCGAAUCUGUAUCCUCAAAAGCGCAGAUUUACGCACGUGGCCUGAUCCCUCAGCUCGUGGCUUUCUCUCUCUACUGUCCACUUCAGAGAUUUCUACAGGCUCAGAACAUUGUGGUUCCUAUGGCCUUCAUGAGCCUAGGAGUGUUUUUGCUCCAUUUGGUCUUAUGUUGGAUGGCUGUGUUUGUUCUCAACUGCGGAUUGCUCGGCGCUGCUCUAACGCUUAGUUUUUCUUGGUGGGUUCUUGUGGUGGUGACGACGGUUUACAUUUUGUUGAGUCCCGAGUGUGAGGAGUCUUGGGCUGGGUUUUCUGCCAAGGCAUUUAGAGGUCUCUGGCCUUACUUCAAGCUCACAGUGGCUUCAGCUGUUAUGUUGGUUUUGGAGAUUUGGUACAACAAUGGGCUUGUGCUGUUAUCAGGCUUCCUUCCAAACCCAGAGAUUUCACUUGAUGCUAUCUCAAUCUGUGUCAACUAUUUCACUCUGGAGUUCCAGAUAAUGCUCGGUAUAAGCAAUGCCGCAAGCAUCAGGGUUGGCAACGAGCUUGGCGCUGGUCGCCCUCGGGUUGCUAGGUUCUCAGUCACCGUAGUCGUGACGACUUGUGUCCUUAUCAGCCUGAUCGUUAGCGGUCUCGUGUUCACGCUACGUGUUCCGUUGAGUGAGCUCUAUACUCAUAACCAGUAUGUCGUCAGCGAAGUCUCAAAUCUCACGCCUUUGCUUGCGAUUUCGAUCUUUCUCAACGGAAUCCAACCGAUUCUCUCAGGAGUAGCCAUUGGAAGUGGAUGGCAAGCUCUUGUGGCCUACGUUAACGUCGGCGCUUAUUACGUUGUUGGACUUCCUAUUGGAUGUCUUCUUGGCUUCAGAACAACAUAA